This is a messenger RNA of Rhagoletis zephyria (snowberry fruit fly), 1084 nucleotides long. RefSeq names its product Sphingomyelin synthase related (gene SMSr). Gene Ontology annotation, biological process: ceramide biosynthetic process. Gene Ontology annotation, molecular function: sphingomyelin synthase activity; ceramide cholinephosphotransferase activity. NCBI's taxonomy places the organism in Eukaryota, Metazoa, Arthropoda, Insecta, Diptera, Tephritidae. The record is from RefSeq and is a predicted model, not a curated record. Gene Ontology annotation, cellular component: plasma membrane; Golgi membrane; endoplasmic reticulum membrane.
CUUAUCUCCCCCGAUGUCAGUUGAUGGGCGCGCUACCAACAUACCACCAGAGCUAUUUAAAACCGCUAUUAGCCUAGCCUGACUAUCACAGAAGCAUUGGAAUUGCGCAUUUCACGGGCCUAUACCAUUUGGAGUGGGCUAGGUAUGUCUAUUCAAGGAGUCCGUACAUGCGGCGAUUACAUGUUUAGUGGACAUACGGUAGCGCUGACACUGUUAAACUUUUUCAUUACUGAAUAUACACCGCGCAAUUUGUAUUUUUUGCACACGUUGACCUGGCUUUUGAAUAUGUUUGGCAUUUUUUUCAUACUCGCCGCACACGAGCACUACUCAAUAGAUGUAUUUGUCGCAUUUUACAUAACAUCGCGCCUCUUUCUGUAUUAUCACACGCUAGCCAAUAAUCAGGCUCUUAUGUCGCAUGAUUCAAACCGUACCCGCAUCUGGUUUCCAAUGUUUAGCUAUUUUGAGAGCUCUAUAGAUGGCAUCGUACCCAAUGAAUUUGACAGCAUCGGAGCUCUGAUUGAUGGUAUGCUCCAGUUGGUUUUAAAUGUCAAAGACACUUGUAUGCUAACAGCGCGUCGCAUUUGGAUUGAUACCCCACAUUUAUAUCUAAGCAGUGGAAACCGACCGUUUAAAUCGGAUUCAUCGGAGCCGCUUAAAGCGGUGAAUAAGCAGCUGACUGGCAGCGUUUGUAACAUUCAACCUGCGAAUUCAACACAAGCUUCCCCCGACGUAAGUAAAAAGGGAACAUUAAAGUCUUCAGAAUCGCCUUUAGAAAGUGCCACGACAAAGUCAUCGGCACCAAAUAACUGUACAAAAUUGGACAAAAAGCAGCUGUAGUAAAAAUGCACACAGUCUUAGGCACACAUUUGGCAUUUAUGAUAUUUUAACUAUACAUCCAGUAAUCGUAAAUAUAUAGAAAACCAAUAUUUUUAUUAUGUAAGAUAAUUUUAUAUUUAAGUGUUUCAAUCAUUACAUUCCCCCAUGUACAUAGUAUGUAUGUAUACAUAUUUAGCUAGUAAAAUAUCAAACAUACACGUGCAUAUAUGGAAUCCAUGCAGUACUCGUAAAUAAAUAUUCUAGUGAA